CUCCUUGACCUGAGACCAAUGCUUCUUCACUGCCAUAACUGUACUGAUCUCUAGUCUUGCAGAUCAUAUGAUGGAGAAUUGCCUAGGAUGGGCAGCAAGAGAUCCAUCUGGGGUUCUUUCACCUUAUUCAUUUAACCGCAGAGUUGUCGGAAGUGAUGAUGUUUCUCUGAAAAUCACCCACUGUGGGAUCUGCUAUGCUGAUAUAAUCCAUACCAGGAACAAAUUUGGAAACUCAAAAUAUCCUGUAGUUCCAGGACAUGAGAUUGUUGGUAUAGUGAAAGAGGUGGGUUCCAAUGUUGGUGUCUUCAAAGUUGGUGACAGCGUAGGAGUGGGAACAUAUGUCAACUCAUGUAGAGAGUGUGAAAACUGCAAGGAGGUGCUAGAAAUUCAUUGCUCAAAGGGCCCAGUCUUCACAUUUGGUGGGGUUGAUGUGGAUGGCACCAUCACAAAGGGUGGAUAUUCCAGUUUUAUCGUUGUUCAUCAAAGGUACUGCUAUAGGAUUGCUAAUGACUACCCAUUAGGUUUAGCAGCACCACUGCUAUGUGCCGGAAUUACUGUAUACUCCCCCAUGAUCCGCCAUAAGAUGAACCAGCCCGGCAAAUCUCUAGGUGUGAUCGGACUAGGUGGCCUUGGUCACAUGGCUGUCAAGUUUGGGAAGGCCUUCAGAUUGAAUGUAACAGUUUUCAGCACCAGUAUGUCCAAGAAAGAGGAGGCCUUAACUCUGCUUGGAGCUGACAAAUUCGUACUCUCAUCUGAUGAACAAGAUAUGAAGGCCAUGGCUAAGUCACUUGACUUUAUAAUCAACACAGCAUCUGGGGAUCACCCAUUUGAUCCAUACAUGUCACUCUUGAAGACUGCAGGCAUCCUGGUCCUUGUGGGCUUCCCUAGCCCUGAAAUCAAACUCAGUACCAUAAGCCUUCUCACCGGUAUGAGGACCGUGUGUGGAAGUGUCACAGGAGGCACAAAAGACACACAAGAAAUGCUGGAUUUUUGUGCUGCCCACAAGAUAUAUCCAGAGGUGGAAAUGGUGGCAAUUCAGAAUGUGAAUGAAGCUCUGGAGAGGGUGAUCAAGCGAGAUGUCAAGUACAGGUUUGUGAUUGAAAUUGAGAAAUCUUUGAAGUGAUGGGGGAGAAAUGGAAGAAAAUGGAUUAGAAGGCAGACAAGCCUGCAAUAUUCAAGUGCUUAGGCUUCAUGAUUCUGUUUAGAUUAUGGAUAACUAAUUGGAGUUAUAUGCCAAUAGACAUGAAGUGAAAAAAACUAAUGAUUUCUUUCUAUGUUAAUGGAAAAAUGGAAGGUUUGUGUUGAAUAAACCGUCUCUUUGGAGGGUCUUGAGA
Molecule: messenger RNA, 1334 nt
Organism: Vitis riparia (riverbank grape)
Lineage: Eukaryota; Viridiplantae; Streptophyta; Magnoliopsida; Vitales; Vitaceae
Product: probable cinnamyl alcohol dehydrogenase 1
Exons: 7
Coding region: 68-1123 (351 amino acids)
Molecular function (GO): oxidoreductase activity, acting on the CH-OH group of donors, NAD or NADP as acceptor; zinc ion binding
Source: RefSeq, a predicted model, not a curated record